GUCGGAGCUGGUGGUAUGCAAGCAUUGGCCAUGCACUUGACUAAUCCGUCACAGCGUUUGGUACAGAAUUGCUUGUGGACAUUGCGUAAUUUAUCCGACGCAGCCACCAAAACCGAUGGACUCGACAUUUUAUUACAAAACUUGGUCCACAUUCUCGGCUCACAAGAUGCCAACUUUGUGACCUGCGCCGCCGGAAUCUUGUCCAAUUUGACGUGCAACAAUCAGCGCAACAAACAGAUUGUUUGCCAGGUGAACGGCGUCGAAGCACUGGUCAAUACAAUCAUCAAUGCUGGCGAUCGUGAGGAGAUCACUGAACCGGCCGUUUGUGCAUUGCGCCAUUUGACUUCACGUCACGAGUUGGCCGAGAUGGCACAGAAUGCGGUUCGCUUGAUCAAUUACGGUAUACGUGUUGUUGUCAAACUGUUGAACCCUCCAUCACGCUGGCCAUUGAUCAAAGCCGUUAUUGGAUUGAUUCGUAACUUAGCUUUGUGCCAAGCCAAUCAUGCGCCACUGCGUGAACAAAAUGCGCUCCACUGCUUGAUCCUCUUGUUGAACAAGGCACAACAGGAUAUCCAACGCUCGUCAAUGGCUAGCAAUGGAUCUCAACAGCCCGGCGCAUAUGCUGAUGGGGUUCGAAUGGAGGAGAUCGUUGAAGGCACUGUCGGUGCAUUGCACAUCCUCGCAAGAGACUCACACAACAAAGUGUUGAUCCGCCAACAAGAAGUAAUUCCGAUAUUUGUCGCUUUGCUUUCGAGUGACAUUGAAAACAUUCAGCGUGUCGCUGCUGGAGUUUUGUGUGAGUUGGCCUCUGAUAAGGAGAGCGCUGACAUGAUCGAAGCCGCUGGCGCAACUUCACCACUCACUGACUUGUUGCAUUCACGUAACGAAGGUGUUGCCACAUACGCAGCCGCCAUUCUCUUCCGAAUGAGCGAGGACAAAUCCACAGAAUAUCGAAAACGUCUGUCCGUUGAGUUGACCAAUUCAUUGUUACGAGACGAAACUGCAUGGCCAAAUGACAUAGGUCUCGGACCAGAUCUUCAGGAUAUGCUUGGAGUCGAUCAAGCAUACGAGGGAUUAUACGGACAGGGCCCACCCAGUGUUCACAGCUCUCACGGUGGACGGAUGUUCCAACAAGCUAAGCCAACCUAAAUUAAUGCUCAGCAAAAGAAAUGAAAAACACGUUAGCAAUUUAGAUCUCAAUGAAAUACCGCAAAAAAAACAAAUUUUCAGUCUUCCAUUUUGAUUUUCUUUCGUUUGAUCAUUUGAUUAAGGCUGAAAAUGGGAUGAUUAUGUAAUUUAAGUUUUAACAAACAAAAAAAAACAAAAACAAGAACCUAAUGCCAGUGUCUAGUCAUAACAUUAUAACAAGCAAACGUAACUUUAGUUUUAAAUCAUCACACAAAAUAAUCCAACAACGAAUAACUGCAACCAAUUUAAUUGCAAAGAACAAAUGGGAUGUUAAGAAAAAGCCAAAAAAAACUAACACAGGAUAGCGUACGAAACAUUGCCAAUACCAAUUGAUUCGUUCCAAGGUCUGGAAUUGUGCAGCCCAUCGUUGGGACCAACAUCACCGUACGAAAUGGAUAUGGAUGUCGGAGAAAUUGGUGCGGGCGAACUGUUGGACUCGAU
Molecule: messenger RNA, 1629 nt
Organism: Sitodiplosis mosellana (orange wheat blossom midge)
Lineage: Eukaryota; Metazoa; Arthropoda; Insecta; Diptera; Cecidomyiidae
Product: armadillo segment polarity protein-like
Exons: 6
Coding region: 16-1149 (377 amino acids)
Biological process (GO): cell adhesion; positive regulation of transcription by RNA polymerase II
Cellular component (GO): adherens junction; catenin complex
Molecular function (GO): transcription coactivator activity; alpha-catenin binding; cadherin binding
Source: RefSeq, a predicted model, not a curated record